Molecule: messenger RNA, 2712 nt
Organism: Sardina pilchardus (European sardine)
Lineage: Eukaryota; Metazoa; Chordata; Actinopteri; Clupeiformes; Clupeidae
Product: cytochrome P450 2J2-like
Exons: 9
Coding region: 46-1521 (491 amino acids)
Biological process (GO): xenobiotic metabolic process
Cellular component (GO): intracellular membrane-bounded organelle; cytoplasm
Molecular function (GO): iron ion binding; heme binding; oxidoreductase activity, acting on paired donors, with incorporation or reduction of molecular oxygen, reduced flavin or flavoprotein as one donor, and incorporation of one atom of oxygen
Source: RefSeq, a predicted model, not a curated record
CAGAGGGCCAUUCACAUAGCAAGACUUUUGAGAACACAUCCAGUCAUGAUACUAAACUUGUUGCUAGAUCUGCUUGACUUAAAAGGAUGGUUAGUUGUUAUUUGUGUUCUCUUGAUUGUAGUGGAUGUAGUCAGAAACAAAGAUCCUCCAAAUUUUCCACCUGGACCAUGGCCUCUCCCAGUAGUUGGGAAUGUUUUCACAGGAGUAGAUUUCAAAUCUAUGGACAAGCUGGCUGAGGUGUAUGGAGAUGUCUACAGCCUGAGGUGGGGCAGUGAGAAAACAGUGUUUAUAUCAGGAUACAAAAUGGUGAAGGAGGCCCUGGUUACUCAGUUGGACAGUUUUGCAGACCGGCCAGUCGUUCCUCUAUUCCACAAGGUCUUUAAAGGGAUCGGUAUUGCCUUGAGUAAUGGGUAUAUGUGGAAGGUGCAAAAGAAAUUUGCCAAUGCCCAUCUGAGACACUUUGGAGAAGGAAAGAAAACCCUGGAGCUUCACAUUCUGCAAGAGUGUCAAUACCUUUGUGACGCAUUCAAGGAGGAACAAGAGCCAUUUGAUCCGCAGUACGUGCUGUGCAGUGCAACAGCAAAUGUCAUCUACUCAGUCGUCUUUGGGCGUCGGUUUGAGUACAGUGAUGCACAUUUCCAGAACGUUCUCCAGGCAGAUGCUCAGGCAGUUAUAUUGGCAGGGACUGCACAGGCACAGCUGUACAACGCCUUCCCGGGCCUGUUCCACCACCUGCCAGGUCCCCACCAGACCAUUCACUCCAACUACAAGAUGGUCACAGACUUCCUGCGAGAGCAGAUCCUGAAACACACGGAGGACAGGGAUCCGUCAGACCCACGUGAUUACGUAGACGUGUUUCUGGGUGAAAUGGAGAAGAGUACUGAUGAGGAGGCAGGAUUUAACUUGGAGACCCUGGUCAUCUGCACCCUCGACAUGGUUGAGGCUGGCACUGAGACCGUUGCCACGACACUGCGCUGGGCCCUGUACUUCAUGAUGAAGUACCCUGAGAUACAACAAAAGAUCCAGGCUGAGAUAGACAAUGUGAUUGGCCAGUCACGGUUCCCAAACAUGACAGACAGACCUAAACUGCAUUACACCGAAGCAGUCAUCUAUGAAACUCAGAGGUUGGGAAAUGUUGUGCCAUUAGGAUUUCCAAAGAUGGCCUCCAAAGACACCACCCUGGCUGGAUACUUUAUACCCAAGGGAACAGCGAUAACUGCAAACCUGUCAUCUGUGCUCCAUGAUAAAAAUGAGUGGGAGACACCUGAUGUCUUUAACCCUGAACAUUUCCUGGAUUCCAAGGGACACUUCCGCAAGAGAGAUGCUUUCUUUCCGUUUUCAGCAGGGAAGAGAGUUUGCCUAGGGGAGCAGCUGACUCGUAUGGAACUCUUCCUGGUGUUCACCUCGCUGCUGCAGAGGUUCACUAUCUCCGCAAUCCCAGGUGUGGAGCUCAGCCUGGAGGGACUGCUAGGCUUCACCUACUCGCCUCCUGCCCAUAAGAUCUGUGUCAAGCCUCGGUGAUGUCCAGGCCCUCUUCCUUCAGAAACACACAAAGAAACAAAGACAGUCUCAAUAUAAAACUGUUGUAGGAUCACCUUGAACAUCCUGAAAUGGAUGUCAAAUCAAGUAAACCAUGGAACCAUGUAAAGGCGGAUUAAUGUCUAUGUCUGAUUGUGAGAUUGUUAAUCAUCAUAAUUGUGAGAAACCUAGUCACUCCACAUAAAUGUAUUAGCUUGCUUAAAGGGAAACUAUGCAUUUUGGCAAUUUCUUUGCUGUUAUCUUGUUUUUCGUUUUUCUGAUUUGUGUUUCAUUUCACUGGCUCUGCCAUGACAUUACAAGAUCGCGAGGCUAUGAGACUUUUUGUUUGUAAGUACGGUGGCCCGCCAGCUCAGUUCAAAAUGUUAUUCCGCUCACAGGCACUAGGUGGAAGCGACACUGCCACCAUUCAAUCUGAAAAAAGAUACAUAACCGAAACUGUUCAGUUAAGGUAAAUUAAUCUUAUAUGUAUAUAAAUCACUGUGUGGUCAAAAAUACUUAAAUAUAAACAGUUUUCUCUCAAGCUGAUGAUACUUGUGAGUGAUGAUUAUGGGUGAUGCCUUUAAAAAAACUUGAGAUUGUGAUUCACAGUGCCCUUCACUAGUAUACAUUUUCCGUGGCGAUAGCUUGCCUUGUUUGCAAGCAGAGGGAUAUGAGUGCAGAAAAGGAAUGUGUGGACUUCUAUUCACCCUUAGGUUUUCCAGGAAAACUUGUCUGAACCCAGCUUACAUAACAGGCUGUCCAGCUGACACACACCCUCCACACACACACACACACAUUUGUUAACAGAGCGGCAGCUCUCUUCCUGCUCUGUCUCAUCGGAAGCAAGCCCAGAGUGCGCUAAUGCUCUCACACACACAACAACAACAGUCUGCAGGGCUUUUGUAUCGGUCCACCAUGUUUUCCGAGAGCUCUGAACGAGCUUGUUCACAGUCUCCUGGGCUGCUUGCCUGCCUGUGAAACCUUUAAAUAGUCUAUAUAUAUUGUGUCAGUGCUGGGAGGGUUUGCCUUUUGUCUGUUAUUUGACAUAAUGUAUGUUUUGAAAGCACAUUAUUUUAAACAUGCUGCCUGCUAGCUGUUCAAUAACAGGGAAUGGUCAUGUCUGGAAUAAAAAGGGUAGUGAAUAUGAUGAUAGUGAUACUGUGUGUCGGAAAAUAAAAGAUUUCAUCAUUUGAA